UGUCGAUCGACGAUGAAAGUGACGUUAUUAAUAUCAAGCAGUUUUACGGAGAGAAAGUGCAAAUUAGGAUUUCGCGCUCGAUUAGAAUUGACUGUUGAUAUCGCACGCGUUACAAAGCAAGUCACCAAAACAGCGAUAAAACGAUCGUUGGCAACAAAGCGGCUACGGAAAUAGCGAUGCAGUUCAAGUUUUUCCUUCAAGCGACCACCAAUAGUCUCUUUAUUUUUCUUGGAAGUAUUCUCCUACCAUGUGUUUGUUGCAGUGGAGACGAUUGUCGAAACAUUAUAUUCAAGGACCCAAUACCAAACAUGGUCAUGACAAAUCACGUGAUCAAAAGUACAGAGGUGCCCAAUGAAGGUAGCUGCUGAGUGAUGUGUUAUAUGGAGCCUAAGUGUGUCUCUAUCAAUAUUGGACCGGUAGCGGGAGCAAGCCAAAAAUGCGAGUUGAACAACCCUACCGAGGAAAACCAUACUCCAUUUCGUCUUGUCAAUAAACCAGAUUAUACAUUUCUUGCAAUCAAGAAUCCUUGCAGUAGUAGACCAUGUUUAAACAAUGGAACCUGUCAAGCUGGAUUCACCAAUAAAGGUUUUCGUUGCAUCUGUCGGGAAAGAUUCACGGGGGAAACCUGCCAAGUUAAAGUCAAAAGAAACUGUGCCGAGAUCUAUAUAUCUGGCGAAAAGACUGAUGGUAUGUACACCGUUAAACCGGACAAUUUUCCUGCUUUUAAUGUGUACUGUGACCAAACAAUAGCUGGUGGAGGAUGGACAGUGUUCCAGAAGAGACUGGACGGCUCGGUUGAUUUCUACCGCGACUGGACCGAUUACAAAUGUGGUUUUGGUGACCUGAAUGGUGAAUUUUGGCUCGGACUGGACAAGAUUCACCGCCUGACCUCACAUGACAACAACAUACUACGUGUAGACUUGGAAGACUUUGAAGGGAAUACUGUCUAUGCCGAAUAUAGAACGUUUCGUGUCAAGAGUGAAAAGGACAAGUUCAGGCUGAUUCGCGGUUCUUAUUCAGGAAAUGCCAGUAACUCUCUCCCUCCUAGUCGACCCUUCACCACUAAAGAUCAAGAUAAUGAUCAUGACAGAAACCGCAACUGUGCUAUUGUGUUCAAAGGAGCCUGGUGGUACAAUGCGUGUCAUGCGUCGAAUCUGAAUGGCUUGUAUCUUCGUGGCAAACACUCCUCCUAUGCUGAUGGUGUGAACUGGAAAUCCUGGAAAGGAUAUCAUUACUCCCUGAAGAGAACCGAGAUGAAAAUAAGACCAGUGGAUUUCUGAACUGUCAUGUGUAUUUCAUAAUUAUUAUGAAAACACCGAUGGAUGUACGCUUGUUAAAUUUUCGUUGAACUGUUACGGGAAAAGUUAAUGAUUUUUCCCCUGUGGAUGGUUAAGCAUAUUUAUUCGUUGUUUUUGGUAUUCUAGCCGUUCUCAAUUCAUGCGAGUUCCUUUCAUUGCGAUGUUUUAAAAAGAUAAAAAGCCAUAGGUAGAUUUUGAACAUCCAAGUUAAGUUGUACAGCUGUAUCUCGACACUUUUGUUGUUCGUUCUUUGUGAAAUUUUAGAUAAAUAUAAGUGUUAUUGGUCUUUCUGGAAAAAAUUGGUCCCCAUGGCUGUUGGCAGCUGAGUUUAAAGUAAGUUUAAAUUUUAAUUUAUUUUCAUACGAUAGUUUCCACACCAACCUUGCAUAGAUAAGCAGAAACUUUUAAUUACUUUUCCACUCUCAGUAUUUCCUGAAACUGCGCUAUUGCAAUUAAAAUAGGUAUGCUUUCUAUAUUAGAGCUGUGAAUUCUCACCUAGGUAUGGGUCGCACUUGGGCAAAGUUUUC
Stylophora pistillata is the source of this 1825-nucleotide messenger RNA. Its product is annotated as techylectin-5A. NCBI's taxonomy places the organism in Eukaryota, Metazoa, Cnidaria, Anthozoa, Scleractinia, Pocilloporidae. The record is from RefSeq and is a predicted model, not a curated record.